This is a messenger RNA of Melopsittacus undulatus (budgerigar), 1956 nucleotides long. RefSeq names its product serine/threonine-protein phosphatase 2A 65 kDa regulatory subunit A alpha isoform. Gene Ontology annotation, molecular function: protein binding; protein phosphatase regulator activity. Lineage: Eukaryota; Metazoa; Chordata; Aves; Psittaciformes; Psittaculidae. The transcript is spliced from 15 exons. The record is from RefSeq and is a predicted model, not a curated record. Gene Ontology annotation, biological process: chromosome segregation; protein dephosphorylation. Bases 81 to 1850 code for a protein of 589 amino acids. Gene Ontology annotation, cellular component: protein phosphatase type 2A complex; cytoplasm.
GCCCGAGCCCCUGCAGGAGGGGGCGGGCGGCCCCGUGCGGGCCUCAGAGCGGCGUGAGGGGAGGAAGGAGGAGGACAAAGAUGGCGGCGGCGGACGGGGACGAUUCCCUUUACCCCAUCGCUGUGCUGAUCGAUGAGCUCCGCAACGAGGAUGUGCAGCUCCGCCUGAACAGCAUCAAGAAGCUCUCGACCAUUGCUUUGGCCUUGGGGGUCGAACGCACCCGCAGCGAGCUCCUGCCCUUCCUUACCGACACCAUCUACGAUGAGGACGAGGUGCUGCUGGCGCUGGCAGAGCAGUUGGGAACCUUCACUGCACUGGUCGGGGGGCCGGAAUACGUGCACUGCCUGCUGCCCCCCCUGGAGAGCCUGGCCACGGUGGAGGAGACAGUGGUUCGGGACAAGGCUGUGGAGUCCCUUCGGGCCGUGUCCCAUGAACACUCCCCCCCCGACCUCGAGGGCCACUUUGUGCCCCUGGUCAAGCGCCUGGCGGGGGGAGACUGGUUCACAUCCCGCACGUCAGCCUGCGGCCUCUUCAGUGUGUGCUACCCACGGGUGUCCAGCCCCGUCAAGGCUGAGCUCAGGCAGUACUUCCGCACGCUGUGCUCCGAUGACACCCCCAUGGUUCGCCGCGCGGCCGCUUCCAAGCUUGGGGAAUUCGCCAAGGUCCUGGAGCUGGAGCACGUCAAGAGUGAGAUCAUCCCCAUGUUCUCCAGCCUGGCCUCCGACGAGCAGGACUCGGUGCGGCUGCUGGCGGUUGAGGCCUGCGUGAGCAUCGCGCAGCUGCUGCCGCAGGAGGAGCUGGAGCCUCUGGUCCUGCCCACCCUGCGCCAGGCGGCCGAGGACAAGUCCUGGCGGGUCAGGUACAUGGUGGCCGACAAGUUCACGGAGCUCCAGCGCGCUGUGGGGCCGGAGAUCACCAAGAGUGACCUGGUUGGGGCCUUCCAGAGCCUGAUGAAGGACUGUGAGGCUGAGGUGCGAGCAGCAGCAUCCCAUAAGGUGAAAGAGUUCUGUGAGAACCUGGCCCCCGACUGCCGCGAGGCUGUGAUCAUGGGGCAGAUCCUGCCCUGCAUCAAGGAGCUGGUGUCAGAUGCCAACCAACACGUGAAGUCAGCUCUGGCCUCAGUCAUCAUGGGCCUGUCCCCGAUCCUGGGCAAGGACAACACAGUCGAGCACCUGCUGCCCCUGUUCCUGGCCCAGCUCAAGGACGAGUGCCCGGAGGUUCGCCUGAACAUCAUCUCCAACCUGGACUGUGUGAACGAGGUCAUUGGGAUCAGGCAGCUCUCCCAGUCCCUACUUCCGGCCAUAGUGGAACUGGCCGAGGAUGCCAAGUGGCGAGUGCGGCUGGCGAUCAUUGAGUACAUGCCCCUGCUGGCAGGGCAACUGGGUGUGGAGUUCUUCGAUGAGAAGCUCAACUCGCUCUGCAUGGCCUGGCUGGUUGACCACGUGUACGCCAUCCGGGAGGCCGCCACCAGUAACCUACGCAAACUGGUGGAGCGCUUCGGGCCAGGCUGGGCCCAGGGAACCAUCGUACCCAAGGUGCUGGCCAUGGCUGGGGACCCCAAUUACCUGCACCGCAUGACCACCCUCUUCUGCAUCAAUGUGCUGUCGGAGGCCUGUGGGCCGGAGCUGACGUCGCAGCAGCUGCUGCCCACAGUGCUGCGCAUGGCUGGGGAUGCUGUGGCCAACGUGCGCUUCAAUGUGGCCAAGUCCCUGCAGCGGCUGGGGCCUCUGCUGGACCCUGGGACCCUGCAGGCUGAGGUGAAGCCUGUGCUGGAGAAGCUGACCCAGGACCAGGACGUGGAUGUCAAGUACUUUGCCCAGGAGGCACUGACGGUGCUGGCGCUCGCCUGACCACGCCCCCUCCCUCCCCCCUCCUCCCCCUCCCCCCCCCGCAUGUGCCAUUGGCCCCGCCCCCCUCGUGACGUCACCGUUCAUUCAUUAAACGAGGUUCUAUGUC